UGUCUGGGCGCCCGGGAGCAGCGCGGCUGCUGCAGUGCCGCGGCGGCCGAGCGGAGCGGCGGAGCUGAGGGUGCCCGCGGGCGCUCCUCGGAGAGAGGAGAAGAGGAGGGCGCGGGGUCGCGGGUGCCGACGGCGCUGGGAGGCUUCCCGGAGCGGGACCAUGUCGCUGCAGAGCCCGCCGGCUGCCGCCGAGCUGCCCCCCGGCCCCGGCGAGGGGCAUCCGCCGGGAGCGGAGCUGAGCCAGGGCAGCGCCGCGGCCCCGUCAGCCGAGGAGGGUGGCGAGGAGGAGGAAGAAGAGGGAGAAGGGGAGAAGGAAAAGGAAAAAGAAAAGGAAAAGGAGGGAGAGAAAUUGCCGCCCAUCCCGUCGGCGUCCACCGCGGCUGCCGGGGGGUUGGAGGAAGGAGCCAAAAAUCAGUUUUCCACUUUCAGCAAUUUCAUCACAACUAUCAACCAAAAGAAAGAAGACAUCGGAAACAGAAAUUCACCUACGCAACUUGUUAUACCCAGCAGCAAAAAUGGGAGGGACCUGCCACCUCUUUGCCUCGAUGUACGGCAAAAGCAGCGCGUGUCGAUGGAUGCGUUACCCCAGGAACCAAAAGCACCAAUUCCUCCUGAACCUUCCCUUCCAAUUCGAACCAAAACUGUGAAGGAUUUUCAGGAUGAUAUGGAAAAAUCGAAGGCAUCGGGAGAUUGGAAAGCUGUACAUAAUUUUUAUUCUACAACUUUUGAUUCUUUCUUGGAGAUAAAUGCUGCAUUUAAGAAAGAUACCAAUUCUCCAUUUAAUACCAUUGAGGACUCUGGAAUCGAUGCAAAAUUUGUGAAUGUUGUCUAUGAUGCCUUAUUAAAUACUCCUCAAGAUGUUCAGAAGUCAGUCCUAAAAGGAAUAAUUAAUGGUUUACUGCAAGAAUGGACAGGGCCACGAACAAAGGAUGAUCUUAGAGCUUAUUGUAUACUUUUACAGAAUCCUCAAUUUAGUAACACUUCUACUUAUGUCAUCUAUGCUCACUUGCUAAGACAGAUAGCAGCCUUAACAGAAGCUGACCAUCAUUUCCUAGUGCACUGGUCUAAAAAGAUUUCACAGAAGAGGUUCAAGCAGGUGGUGGACAGGUUGCUGCAAUUUAUUUCUUUACGGCUGUUUCCUGCAAAACCUGAGGAGUUUCCACCUAUGGUGAAAUGUACCUGGUGGAUUCCAUCAGCAACAAAAGUCCUGGCUUUAUUUAAUGCUGCAAAUAGUCUGAUUAGCCCUCCUAUUAUUUCAUAUACGGAUUUCUAUAAUUCUACACUUGAUCAUAUUGAUCUUAUGGAAGAAUAUCACAACUGGCAAUGCUAUGGGAAUUCUCACAGGUUUUCUUUCUGUCAAUACCCAUUUAUUAUUUCUAUAGCAGCAAAAAAAGUUAUUAUUCAAAGGGACUCAGAACAACAAAUGAUAAGUAUUGCACGGCAAAGCCUUGUGGAUAAAGUCUCUCGCAGACAGAAGCCUGACAUGAAUAUGUUAUUCCUAAAUGUGAAAGUGAGGAGGACACACCUUGUUAGUGAUUCACUUGAUGAGCUAGCAAGGAAGAAGGCAGAUCUGAAAAAGAAGUUAAAAGUCACAUUUGUAGGAGAAGCUGGUCUUGAUAUGGGCGGCCUGACAAAAGAAUGGUUUCUUCUUCUGAUUCGGCAGAUUUUUCACCCAGAUUAUGGCAUGUUCACCUACCACAAGGACUCGCAGUGCCAUUGGUUCAGCAGCUUUAAAUGUGACAACUACUCAGAAUUCCGACUGGUUGGAGCCCUUAUGGGACUUGCUGUAUAUAACAGUAUCACCUUGGAUAUUCGUUUCCCGCCUUGCUGUUACAAGAAAUUAUUGAGUCCUCCCAUUGUUCCCUGUGAUCAUAACACACUUGUAGGCAUCUGUGGUGUCACAUUAGAUGACCUGUUUCAGAUUAUGCCUGAAUUGGCACAUGGACUAAGUGAACUUCUAUCCUAUGAAGGCAAUGUUGAAGAGGAUUUUUACUCAACCUUUCAGGUUUUUCAGGAAGAAUUCGGUGUUAUAAAAUCUUACAACUUAAAGCCAAAUGGAGAUAAAAUUCCAGUCACAAAUCGAAAUAGGAAAGAAUAUGUGCAGCUCUAUGUUGAUUUUCUUCUCAAUAGAUCGAUCUACAAACAAUUUGCAGCUUUCUAUUAUGGAUUUCAUAGUGUCUGUGCUUCAUAUGCGUUACUGUUACUUCGUCCAGAGGAGGUUGAAAUUCUUGUCUGUGGCAGUCCUGAACUGGACAUGUCUGCUUUACAGAGAAGUACCCAGUAUGAGGGCUACCAGAAAACUGAUCUGACUAUACGAUACUUCUGGGAUGUAGUACUUGGAUUUUCUCUGGAUCUUCAAAAGAAGCUACUGCAUUUUGCUACAGGAAGUGAUAGAGUACCUGUGGGAGGAAUGGCUGAUCUGAAUUUCAAGAUUUCAAGGAGUGAAACAUCCACUAAUUGGUUACCUGUGGCCCAUACGUGCUUCAACCAGCUUUGUCUCCCUCCUUACAAGAACAAGAAGGAACUGAAGCAAAAGUUAAUAAUUGGAAUUUCAAAUGCAGAGGGGUUUGGUCUGGAAUAAGAUUAAAUACUCCAAGAACAGCAUUUUUAUGUAGCAUCCACACUCUUCUGAUUGUGCCUUUAAGCUUUUCAUUGUCAUGUCUCUUGAUAAUGUGCCAGUUUUAUCGCAUUUAGAUAUUUUUUUUAAUUAAAUAGAAAGUGUAUGGUUUUUUCCUGAAUGGCAAUACAUUUGCUGCUUGCUUUGUCACAGAAAGUAGUUCUCUUUGUACAAAAAGCUCAUCUGUUUGAUAAACAAAACCCAGCUAAGACAAUUCCCAAGUGUUAGGCUUUUCUUAAUAGCACUUUAACAUUAAUCAUAAUUCUUUACAUCAAGGUAUCCUACUGGGAGAAAAUAUACAGAAUAUUUCUCUAUUGGUUAAUCCCAGUGGCAGCAAAAAUAUAACAUCAGCAUGUAGCCUUUUUUUUUUCACAAAGGCAAAUAGGAAUUUUAGUCUUUAUAAAAUGUAUGUAGUUUUAUUCUUCUGGUUUUCCUGCUUGGUGAAACCAACUGUCUAAGAAGUAUGUAAAUAACUGCCUGUGAAGAAAUAGGGUUUUGAUAGUGCCAUUUACUGCUAAAAAAUUAUUUUUUAUGAAUAAGAGGUUUUAGAUGUUGUAUAUUCAGCUUUUACACUUGACUGUACAAGAGUGUUAAAAGGUAUUUUUUCAGCUUGAGGGGAUUCAAGUUCAAGCUACGAGUAUUAAGGAAUUUGUAUGUUCAUUCUUAACAGCAGACUAGCCAGAUCUACUGUAGCAUUAUAGUAAACAAAACUAGAUAUUUAAAAUAAAUUCCACAUCUGGUGAAAUGCUUUAGGAAGAGAAUUAUAUCCACAACCUGUGGAAAACUGAUAUAGUCUAUCACGGCAUCAUUUUUUUGCAGCAACUUUGUUGAAAGUCUUAAAUAAGCUGUGAUGAAAGUGAAUACAAUAACAUUUCUGAAGAAUGUUGCAACUUUCAUUAACUUGGAGACCAGCAUUUAAAAAUGUUUUGUAUUUUUCAUUGCACAAACUCUGUGAAAGGCAUUCUUGGUAUGUCUGCUCUGAGUUAGUAAAUUAGCAGCUGGGGAAGAAACGGUUCUAAAAUACUGAAGUAAUUUUAAGUCUGGGUUUUAUUCAUUAAAUGGAAAUAAUUUAGCAGCAUGCAGUGUAGUAGUUUUAAAUAUGAACAGCUACUGUGUGUUCUGUAGAUUUUUCUUUCAGCUGAAUAAGGCCCAGAUCACUUGAGACACUUUGGCAUCUAAUUUGUCAGCUUUCCCCAAUGACUUCUGCUGGGGCAUGGAUGCAUAUCUAUCUUGUAGUGUCUGCACUCAAAUACUAUAUUAGUCUUCUUUCUUUCUCUGUAUUAUUUACAUACAAUCAACAGAUUUACUGAUGAUCAACAAAUUAAUCUGUCUAAUUCAUGCUUUCAAAGCUGUUCUGGAUAUUCUUCAAUAGCUAAGAGUAAAAUUUUUUUUUUUUAUUUCUCCUAGAAAAGUUACUGGUGAUUUUACUGUUUUAUUAAGGCAGAGAUAAAUAUUAGGAUAUUUUAGAAUAUUUGACACUGUAUUCAUAGUGCUGUCUUUGAAACUAGUAAUAAAAUUUCCAUUAGCUUUAGCCUGGAACUAUACUAGUUAGCACAAAGUGUGCUAAAAGCAGCACUGAAAAAUUCUGCAUUUUUACAUUAUAUCUCCCAAAUGGACAUUUUAAAAUAAAUUUUAACUUGCAGCAUUUCAGAUGUUGAGAAAUAAAUUAAGCUUUCACUGUUGCACUGAAUGAACUAGAUAGCCGCAAGCAAUGUUAAAUUUCUAACACCUGAAUGUGGAUGUAAGUAGGAAACCUGGAAACAAAGACCUACUGCCUUUCGUCUGUUGAAUUGGAUUCGUGAAAGGUGAGCUUAUGAAUAAAUAGCUAUACAGUUUAUCUGAAAACAUGGCAAAUUAGCCAAAAUAUUUUUUUAAGGCUUAAACCUGCUUUUAAUAACUAUUUAUCUACUAUUGUUAAAAUAAAAGCUUUAUCUUUUCUCCUUUUCACUGAAUUGCACUUUGCCUUUUGUUCAGUUUUAUUUAUUGAAGCUUUUUUUGAGAUAAUGUGUAAUAUUACCUCAGAAUUCUAAAAACGCUAUUGUAUUUGCAUCAGUUUUUAAAUCAGAUUGUCAUUCAAAGACAUUUUAUAUAUUUCCUGAUGUUGAUAAAUUAAAUAGUAAAUUUUGUAUUUGUUAAAUGAAAGCAUUACACUGUAUUUAUGAAAGAAGCCUCUGAUAAUUUUAAAAAAUUUAUUCAAUGGUGUUUUGUUCUUGUGUCUUGCCCUGUAACCCAGCAAAUCUUUUUUUAUCUCCAUCAUUGUUUUGUACUGUACAAAAGAAAUCUUGUUUGUAUAAACUUGUUCACUACUAAGUAUCUAUUUUUAUGUAUCAAAAUUGUCCAGUCAUUAAAUCAAAUAUUUCAAAUGCUGA
Molecule: messenger RNA, 4986 nt
Organism: Passer montanus (Eurasian tree sparrow)
Lineage: Eukaryota; Metazoa; Chordata; Aves; Passeriformes; Passeridae
Gene: HECTD2
Product: HECT domain E3 ubiquitin protein ligase 2
Exons: 21
Coding region: 161-2581 (806 amino acids)
Biological process (GO): protein polyubiquitination
Molecular function (GO): ubiquitin protein ligase activity
Source: RefSeq, a predicted model, not a curated record